This is a messenger RNA of Schistosoma haematobium, 825 nucleotides long. RefSeq lists its product as uncharacterized. Lineage: Eukaryota; Metazoa; Platyhelminthes; Trematoda; Strigeidida; Schistosomatidae. The record is from RefSeq and is a predicted model, not a curated record. The transcript is spliced from 5 exons. The coding region runs from base 1 to 825 and encodes 274 amino acids.
AUGUCAGUAUUAACGACUAAAGCAUCUACUGAUAAACUAACUGAAAUAACCUCUACAUUCUUGAGUCAAUCAACGCAAUCGGUCACUAAUUUAUUUACAAACGCUUCGACAUUGACUACCAUUGAAACGACAACCUAUGUUAAUAGAGUAACUACAGCGUUUCAAGUCAAAGCAAUUAUAUACGCUAUCACUACUGGCAGUUAUGUUCCAUGGUCAAAUGAUUAUGCCGAUAAAACAACGAGUGCUUAUAAAACCUUGGCUACAAACUACUGUUCCUUGCUAUUGCAGAGUUUACUAACACAAAAUACACAAAUAACUCGUGGCGCAACUUGUACAUUAAUUGGAUUCAUUCGAACUACACUAAAUUCACCUUCUAAACGACAAAUUCAAAGCUCUAACAAUAUUACAACUGAUGCUGUUCAAGGCAAUGCACAAACUGAAUUACAAACAUUAGCUGGUUCACAGUUAAAUCAAGCGCAAUUUUCACAAAUAUUAUUUAGUGGUUAUCAAAAGCUUAAUUUAUCAAGUGGAAAUUAUCUAACCGGCAUUAAUACAACACGGAUUUCACCAACUAUUACAUGUUCACAAACUCGAUCACUUUGUGGUGAACAUGCAUCAUGUCGAAAUACUGACAACGGUGUUACAUGUACAUGUGAUCCAAUGUGGAAAGAUGUAAAUCCAGAUGAUCCAGGAAAAAACUGUACACUACAUCCUGGAACAAUUGCAUUAAUUGUAUUUGCUGCUAUUCUAUUAACUAUUGCUAUUGCUGCAUUAAUCUAUUUUCUAGUUCGAACGAAAUCAAUGAAACAAUUACGAUUAAAAUAA